Messenger RNA from Lactuca virosa, 627 nucleotides. Lineage: Eukaryota; Viridiplantae; Streptophyta; Magnoliopsida; Asterales; Asteraceae. The record is from the annotation of a GenBank genome assembly.
AUGGCUUCUGAUUCCAACUCCGGCCCCGCCACAACCUUCGUCCAAGCCGACCCUUCCAACUUUCGCGCCGUCGUUCAACGACUCACCGGCGCCAUCCCACAAGAACCUUUCUUCCCUCCGCGACCUAUCGGCGAAGUCCCCCCUCGGAGAUCCGGAUUCAAGCUCCAUGAACGAAGACAAAACACUGGAAAACUCGAGAUCACUCUCAACGACGGUUUCCGACCUUUUGGUAUCAUGUCUCCGUCGUCAAGACAAAGGAGCUUCACCGUCGGCGAGAUGAUGAUGUCGUCACCGGUUUCGACGUUGGACGUGUACGGAAGAGGGAGCCCACGAACACCAGGGGAGGAAGAAGAAAGAGCCAUUGCAGAGAAAGGGUUUUACUUGCACCCGAGCCCGCUUAGUACGCCGAGAGGAUCCGAACCCGAAUUGUUGGCGUUGUUUCCUCUUUGUUCACCUAAAGAUAAUCCAUCGUCGUCGUCUUUCUAACCCGAAUAUAGGGCUUGUGAUGUACCAGAUGAUUAUAAAUUAAUUAAUUAGUUUAAAUAGGGUUAGUUAGUAUCUUUUUAAAUUUAGUUUAACGUACUCCUCCGAAUUAAGGAGAUUAUUAUUUAUUUAUAAGCAACGGCC